UGUACGACGUACCGACUGUCUGAUUCGUACCACUGACCCUGCAAUGCAUGCGAAUCAUCCGCCCCCGGGAUGUGAGCACCCAUCCCCAUUCUCGUUCGUGUCCAUACCUUGAGCCCCAUUGUGCAUGCGCUUCGAUAACCUGGUCAAACCCCUUGCGGGGCCUGCAGAUGCAAGAUCCCGCCGUCGAGUUCAGUCAGAGACUGUAGACUGUGGUGCCCCUUUCACAUCCUCUACUCCACGGCUACUCGAUGUGGUUACCUGGCGUCAUAGAAAUAAGGCCCUUCCGACCGCUGCCAUCCUUGUCAUCUUGCCGAACUAUCCGUACCUUUUCCCCUGGGACGAAAGCACAUCUCCCGUCAUGGGCCAUGGCCUUAUCUACUCUCUCUUCCCCGCCCACCUGGCUCGAUACCCCUGUUACGCCCCGUCUCGUCCCUCAGUCUUCAAGUCGACCAGACGGUGUACAGAUAGGAUGUGCCGAGGAUGCCAGCUUUCUCUACCACAAGACCUUGCUCCCACCCAUUGUCGGCUUCUCUUAUUGCGUUAUCGUGGUGUCACCCGUCGUUGCAGCCUCUCAGCCCCCUAAUAUACGAGAUCGAUCCAUUGCCUGCAUCAUCAGCCGACCUGCGGUAGCGCUGAAGGGACAUAGAAGGACAUCAAGACGAGGAUGCCCACCUUUUUCUUCUUCUUUUUUUUCUUCCUUUCUUUCCUUCUUUUGAACUUUUGAAGGCGUUGACGGAACGUGAGGGUAGGCAUUAGGAGAUUAUCCUCAAAGGCGAGCCACAGCAGAGAUUGAGAUUCGGAU
This is a messenger RNA of Sodiomyces alkalinus F11, 802 nucleotides long. RefSeq lists its product as hypothetical. The transcript has a single exon. Bases 249 to 716 code for a protein of 155 amino acids. Lineage: Eukaryota; Fungi; Ascomycota; Sordariomycetes; Glomerellales; Plectosphaerellaceae. The record is from RefSeq and is a predicted model, not a curated record.